AUGCCCAAGCCUGGACCAGUGAAAUUCGAGGAUGUGGUUGUGAUUUUCACUGAGGCAGAGUGGAAGAGACUGAGCCUUGAGCAGAGGAACCUAUACAAAGAAGUGAUGCUGGAGAAUUUUAGGAAUCUAGUGCUGUUGGAUUCAAAGCCAGAAGUCCAUCCCUGGCCCCUUUGCUUCUGCCCUCUGGCCUUUGACGGUCAGCAAUUUCUCAGCCACCAUGAGCUCUGCAGUCAUCUUAUUCCAUAUUCAUAUGCAGGAAAUCAACUCCAACCAGGGGAUCCUUGCCCAAAUGACCACCAGCAGCGGCAGCAACAACAUUCUGAUAAAAACCACUGGGGGGCCAAAGCAGAAGAUCAAGGAAUGGGAUCUACACCUUUGUUUUGGAGUACAAAUGAGAAGGGGACUUAAGUGGUUUUCUCUAGCCCACCCCAGGGACCACCAGUAAGCUCUCAGGGAGGCAACAAAGUGUUGAAGGUACAGCUCAGUCCAGCCCAGCGGGUAAGCUCUGGGGAAGCAGACAACAUUCCUGAGAGGGUAGAACUCUCAGGAUUUGGAGCAGUCAGGUAGAGGUGUGGACUAGGUUUUAGCCAGAAGUCAAACCUCUUCAGACACAGGCUGUCACGAAUGGAGAUAUCUCCUGUGCAGAAAGUGUGGGUGAAGCUUUAGCAGGAAGUCACAUCUCAACAGACCUCAGAGGACACACGGGGGAAAAGCCUUAUAUAUGUGGGGAGUUGUGGGCAAGGCUUUAUAGAUGUCACCCCUCUACAACCACCAGAGUACACACUCAGGUGAGAAGCUUUAUGUAUGCAGGGAAGUGUGGGCAAGCUUUUAGCCACAAGUCACACACACACAAGGGAGAAGCCCUUUGCAUGAUAUGUGGGCGAGGCAUUAGUGAAAAGUCGGACGUCAUUAAGCACCAGAGGAUUCACACAGGGGAUAAGCCUUAUGUGUGCAGGAACUGUAGCCAAGGCUUUAGGGUGAAAUCACACCUCAUCACACACCACAGGACACGUUCAGAUGAGAAGCCUUUUGUUUGCAGGGAGUGUGGGUGGGGUGUUAGCCACAAGAUAAUCCUAAACACACACCAGAGGACACCCACAGGAGAGAAGCCUUACGAGUUGCAGGGUAUGUGGGCGAGACUUCAGCCACAAGUCAGCUCUCAGCAUGCAUCAGAGGGUGCACUCAGGGGAAAAGUCUUAUGUGUGCAGGGAAUGUGGGCAAGGCUUUAGCCAUAAGUCAGCCCUCAUCAGACACCAGAGAACACACUCAGGGAAAAGCCUUAGGUGUGCGAGGAGUGAGGGUAUGACUUUAGCAACAAGUCAGUUGUCAGCCACAUCAGAGGGCACAGUCAAGGGAGAAGCCUUGAUUGUGAGGUAGUGUGGGUGAGGCUUUAGCUGGACAUCACUUCUUAUCACAGAGCAGAGGACAUGCUCAGGGAGAAGCCUGACAGGGAGUGAGGGUAAGGUGUUAGCUAGAGGUGACCUCAUAAGAAACACUGGGAGUCAAAUCUCUCCACCAUCCAUUACCACCCUGCUAGAGCUCUGCGAGGGCUUCAGGGACAGUCUUCUGACCCCUUACACCCUCUGUGAGUAUGAAGAUGGCAGAGGUCUAGCCUCUGAGAACAGAGGUACCAAGUGACGGUCCUCUUGGAGAAGUGGUCUUUGCUUCUACCUACUUCCUUCUUCAGCUGUGUCCUUCUAUUGGCUUCUAUGACUCUUUCCUGUUCUAUUUUUGUCUACAUCUCUAGCCUUUGAUGCAUCCUCUUUUUUUUUUUUUAACAUCUUUAUUGGGGUAUAAUUGCUUUACA
Messenger RNA from Delphinapterus leucas (beluga whale), 1807 nucleotides. The record is from RefSeq and is a predicted model, not a curated record. NCBI's taxonomy places the organism in Eukaryota, Metazoa, Chordata, Mammalia, Artiodactyla, Monodontidae.